Dictyostelium discoideum AX4 is the source of this 1884-nucleotide messenger RNA. RefSeq lists its product as hypothetical. The record is from RefSeq and is a predicted model, not a curated record. Gene Ontology annotation, molecular function: nucleic acid binding. The transcript has 2 exons. NCBI's taxonomy places the organism in Eukaryota, Evosea, Eumycetozoa, Dictyosteliales, Dictyosteliaceae. The coding region runs from base 1 to 1884 and encodes 627 amino acids.
AUGUCUCAAGUGGUGGGGAAAGAUGGUAUUGUUAAUAUUUUAAAUAAUAAUGAACAAAUUAAAUCAUCACUAACAACAAAUAAUCUAAUAACUAAUAAUAAUAUUAACAAUAAUAAUAAUAAUAAUAAUAAUAAUAAUAAUAAUAAUAAUAAUAAUAAUAAUUGCAGAAUUAAGAUUCCAAGUUUGUUGAGUAAAAAACCCCCAAUUUUGAAACCAACAAUUAUAAAUCCUUUACGUCAAAAUAAAACCAUUUUAUCACCAACAAUCCCAACCAACUCACAAAUAACUAUAAAUUCUUCAGAAACUAUUUUAUCAUCGCAACCAAAAAAUCCUAUACCAAUCGCUUCACCCCUUCUAGUAAACAAUUCUCCAAAUAAAACAUCACCAACAACCAAUUCCACUUAUUCAAUACGUUUAUCACUCCCAAAGAAGCCAUCACCAAAACCUCAACCCAAUAAUAAUAAUAAUAAUAAUAAUAAUAAUAAUAAUAAUAAUAAUAAUAAUAAUAAUAAUAAUAAUAAUAAUAAUAAUAAUAAUAAUAAUAAUAAUAAUAAUAGUAUUAAUAAUAAUAGUAUAAAUUGUAAUAUAGCUAAUCAAAGUGAUGUGAAUAAAAUAAAUCCUUCAAAUAAUAUUAAUAAUCAAUGUUCAAUAUCAAACACUUUAAAAAAUAACUCAACACAUCUUCCUUCAAUUUUAUUAAAAACUAAAAAAGUACAACCUACAAAUCAAAUACCAUUAUCAAUAAAUUCAAAUGUAAAUACAACAGAAAAAAGAAAUUUUGAUGAUAUUGAUAUUAAAAAUUUAAAUGAACCUCCGACCACACAAAAUACAAAAACCAUUGUGACACAGCAAAAACAACAGCAACAAAAUAAUAACAAUAGCAUUAAUAAUAAUAAUAAUAGUAUUAAUAAACCAGGUAAUAAUGUAAAUAAAAGACAAAGAAAAGGUGAAAAAAGUGGAAAAGAUGAAAAGGAAAAUCAAGAUGAUUUUAUAAAGAGAGAGAAUAAACCAAUCUACAAACAAACAGAACCUUUGGGAUUCACUGUGGUUGAUAAUUUCCAUAAUUUCAAAGAGGAAUUUUGUAUUAUUAAAUCAAAUAUUAAAUUAAUUGUUUGGGGUGUUUUAUUCGAUGAUGGAGGAACAAAUAUAAGACCACCCUCAGAUUCAAAAAAGGAUACACCUUCAAAUACUGUUCAAUCAUAUACAUUAUCUUUAUUAUUACUAAAAAAUUGUGAUGAAUUUAAUUAUAAUUCACAAUCAUUUACACUUGAUAAUGAAAAACAACAACAACAGCAACAGCAACAACAGCAAAAAUAUUCAAUUUCAAAUAAAUAUAUUUUUAAAAUUGAAAAAGAUUAUGAUGAUAGCUAUGGCAAUGAUAGUGAAAAUAAUAAUAAUAAUAAUAAUAAUAAUAAUAAUAAUAAUAAUAAUAAUAAUAAUAAUAAUAAUAAUAAUAAUAAUAAUAAUAAUAAUAGCGAAAAUAAAGAGAAAUUAAAAUUCAUGAAAGAGAUUAUUGAAGAUGAUUCAAUUUUAAAGAUUAUUUAUAAUUGUAAAGAUUCUAUUAAAUCAUUAAUAAAAUCAUUUCAAUGGUUAGAGUUAAAGAAUUGUUGGGAUCCAAUGAUUGGUGCUUGGUUGUAUGAAAGUAAUUGUAAAUUAUUGAAUAUGUAUCAAUUGGACUCCAUCUUAAAUUUUAUUAAAUUAAAGAAAACUCGUUCAAAUGAACAACAGCAAAAGUUAACAAGUUUAGAUAGAUAUCCUAAUGAUUGUUUAACAUUAUUAGAGGUAUAUACAAUUUUAACAAGAUUAAUAGAUGAUGAAAAUUUAAAUAUACCAUUUUCAAAUGAAAUGAAAGUGUUAGUAAUUUUAUCUAGUAUGUAUAAAUAA